GCGGUCAGGUGAAGGUUGAGGAGGGGUUGGUCGUCGUCCUGCUUCUACACAGUUUGAUCUGAACUCAUUCAGAUUCCUUUUUUUUGUUUCUUUUUUCUUUUUUUGUCAGAUUCCGUUUCUCCAUAGUCUUUUCAGUGGGUUUUCUCCUUCAUUCCGUUAUUGACAGGAAGGGACAAAGCAAUCGAUCUGGGAGCAGCCCGUCCCCAGAAAAGAGCGAGGCUGAGCGGGCGCGCUGUAACAGAUUGUGUGCAAUCUUAGGGGGCAGAGAUACGCGCUUGGGAUGUUGGGAGUGGUUCUCUGCAUCGCGCACAUUGCAUGCCAAGGACGGAGAUGGUGAAAAAUUGAAGUCUUUUUCGACAGUGGAACGGUUCGAUUCCUGUGACGCGCCGGCUUCGCCUUGCGUGUGGAAUUCUCGCGUCUCGCUCGAGCGCUCCAAUCGAGCGUGUGAAACGGUCAUCAAGGGGAACUGGCUUGAGAAGGGUGAAUUGUCUGCCGCAGCAGCAGCAGGUCCGUUGGUUCAACGAAACUGUCGGCCUUGCCGCGCAACACACCAAACGAAAAAUAAGAGAGUGCGUCUUUCCACUGAAGAAAGCAAGGGAAAGGGAAAGGGAGAGCAACAAGUGCUGCUGAGACGCUCUGAGAAGAAUCUAAGUAACAAGAUCGGUUUCAAUACGCUUGGCAUGUGACCCGUAUCCACACACGACUGCAUUUGCUUAGUAAACUCCACUGAUGUCAACAGUGGACGCAAAUUUGCCUGCUCAUCCGUCUCAAGGCUCCUCCAGUCAAGUUUGCAGCGCUAGCCAAUUCUCACUUGCCAAGUUGCCGUCAAGUCCUCCCAGGAUGACUGCCGCUUCUGGCGUUACACUUUACACUGCCUGGAUGGCCCGAGCAGAUAGGCCUAUCUGCGGCGCAUAUUGACUUUCACAGUUUCACUGUCCUGUGUGGAGUUGGGGUGAGGUGGUGGAGAGAAGGGAGGUGUGUUAAGCCGAGCUGAGAGGAGGGUGAAGUGAUCACAGGAAAAGCAGAGAGGUGGAUAGGUGCGAGGAGAGGAGAGGUGAGGAGCCAGACCUCGAAUAAGUUUCAAUUUCUGGCAGCGGUUCCUGCCCGUACGCUGCUGCAGUCAUGAAGACCUCUGUUUUGUUGCGCCUGUUCUUGAUAGCGGCCGUGGCAUCGAGUUGCGUCUUCUUCAUGCGGAUACAUGUCAGCACCAGCGUCUAUGGUUCAGACGGGCAAGUCGUGUCUCGAGUGCAAACCAUUCUCCGUUACUUUGGGCCCGAAGCCCAUGAACAGCAACUGCAGCCGGCGCAUGAGCAGAACAGUCAGCAUGGGUUCGUGGGUCUUUUCGAGAGACUGAUGCCAUUCAAUACAGUGAAUUCAAAGCUGCAGCAUGAGACUCAUGAUGAGAGUGAAGGCGGGGAGAAGACGCAGGUAACGAUAGUGACAACGACAGGUGCAGACAGGAUGGCGCACAGUCGAUCAGACGCUGUUCUCGGUGAAAAGUGCAUUAAUGUGCGUGCAAUGUUGCUUAUGGGAAGGAUGGAUAAUGCGGAGCUGCUCAGAAUGUAUGAUCGUCAUAUUUCUGGCGAGAAGGAAGUCAACGAGGCAUGGGGUGGUCAUGGAAGACCCGCCGCUGGUGGCCGAUUCAAAAGAGGGAGGUUGCUGCUGGAGUCCCCAAGGCAGGAGGACUCAGGUACAGGAGACUAUCCGGCUGGUGGAGGGAAGGGCAUUCACCGUGAAGGCAAACCGAGCGGAAGACGCAGAAAGCUCCAGCAGGGCGCUUUCCUUGAUGCAGGGUCUCUCUAUAUUAACGACACUAUGUUGUUCCUUGCAAGGCGCGCAGUGGGCUUGCUUCCAUCGGUGUAUGACAGGGACCAUUUCUUCUCCGGAGUGUGGAGCAUCGUGGCGCAAGAGGAGGCAGAUGGAAGCAUCUCUUUGUACUACAUAGAAAACAAGCUGAUGUACGACACGACGAAAUCCGACCAAAUCACCUUCGAGUCGUCACCGAUCGUGGCGACGUACAAUAUCCGUCAAGCGGUCUUUCAGCCAGUGCAGGGUAGUUCGUCCGUGGCAACCUCCCAAUCACUGAAGACGGGCCAAUGGAUGUUGGUGGAGCCGGUGGGUGCAGCGGUUCCUGACAUCACGACAAGCCCCGUCCUCAACACGGAUGGCACAGCCAGCUUCAGGAGACUGGCAUCUACAGGUAAGGGGAACAGCACUGUACUGCUAGUCCCAGUCUGGGGUACGUCGACAGUGGCUAUGAUUAACGCUGCCGAUGGCAGCCGGAGCGUUCUCACUUCAGGUCUCAAUGCGUCCGUCUCCGUUUCCUUUCCUCGAAACGCAAAGGGUGGGCAAAAGGUGUUUCUGACUGAUCUUAUGCCUCAGCCCCAUGUCGUUUCAGUUCCUUAUCCUCCCGGCGCGGAACCGGGUGGUAGCCCUGUGAGUGUGGUGGGUAAUAUUCCAAAGAACACAUCAGGUCCUGCAUUCGCGAUCCUUGGGCCGUACAGUACGUCAGUGGACGGGGCACACCUCUUUAUGGCGGAUGUGGCCAACAAUCAGAUCCUACGGAUGGACAUAACGGCUGAAGGGGCCACGACUGUUGUCAUUGCUGGCAGUGGCGAGCGGGGAAUAAUGGACGGCAAACCGGCCGAGGCACAGUUCGAAGGACCCUGGGAUGUAGCACUGACUGCGGACGGGUGUAAUCUUUUUGUCACAGACGGGAACAGCAUCCGAUAUCUGCCUUUAAACUCCCCCUCUGGCGAUCCCAUCUCUGUGAAGACGGUGGCUCAGAUUCUCCCAGGUGAUCCUGUUCUCGGUGGAGCUCUUGGGCUUGCGCUUGCACUGAACGAUAGUGUCCUGUAUGUGGGCCGAUCAGAUGGUCAGAUCCAUGAGCUUGCCAUCAACCAACAGCAGCUGUUCGAUUGUGUGAAUCAUCUGAACAACACCGUAGGCACACUUCCAACAGGCCCCCAGGAGGUGGACGACGGAAGGCAAGCGUCACCGAUCACGGUCAAAGCUUUUGGAAUGCCCUCUACGCCAGCGUCCACUCCUUCUGCUCCACCCGCUGCUUCAGCCAAUGGUAAUGCUUCUGCUAAUUCUUCUGCGGCAAUUGCUCCUCCUCCUCCUCCUCCUCCCUCUGCUUCUUCUCCUUCUUCUCCUUCUUCUAUGCCAGCUCCCCCUCCUCCUCCUCCUCCUCCUCCUCCUCCUCCUCCUCCUUCUUCUAAGCCAGCUCCUCUUCCCCCUCCUCCGUCUGCAUCUUCUUCUUCUUCUCCUUCUUCUAAGUCAGCUCCUCCUCCCCCUUCUCCGUCUCCUUCUUCUGCUUCUUCUUCUUCUAAGCCAGCUCCCCCUCCCCCUCCUCCAUCUGCUUCUUCCACUUCUUCUUCUGUCCCGACCCCUCCUCCUCCUCCUCCUCCUCCUCCUCCUCCUCCCUCUGCAACAGCUUCCUCUCCUUCUUCCUCUGCGAAACCUGCUGCAAAAGAUGGAGCCCCAGCUUCUUCUGCUUCAACAACUUCCCUGUCUCCUGUUGCGGCCGCAAACUCACAGGGCUAAAGACAACGACAAAUGGAUUGCACGUCAUAAUAUCGCUGUACCACGGAUUUCAUGGAGGGAGCUUCGAUGAAUAGGUUAUUCAAUCAUCGAUGAGAGUGGCGCCCAUAACUCUUCUCAUUGUCGAUGCCUGAUUCCAAAAGACGUCAGCGAACGGAUUCCUGCAGUUGCCUCUGUUGCAGCUCGACUGCCAGCAAACUCCUUUGUCAACCGAGGCUGACGUGGAGAUACUGAAAGCUAGUGAAUUUUAGUCGACGUAGAGGACUGGAUAUUCUGCCCUCCCUUCAUCCCUCGCACUGCCCUCAAAGCGUCGACGGAGCUAGUUAGCUUGCCAGCCGGAUAGCCAGCUGGCCAGCUGAUCCAGGAAGUACACCGAUUGGCUAUGUUGAUUCAAUAGUUUGACAGUCAGUUUCCAACCAUAAGAAAGGCCGUCACAAUCGGAAGGACGCACACGUGUCAACGUGGGCGUACAGCCAAAUCUCUCUCUCUCUCUCUCUCUCUCUCUCUCUCUCUCUCUCUCUCUCUCUCUCUCUCUCUCUCUCUCUCUCUCUCAAGACGCACUUGCACACAUGGUUCCUCUGUGUGUGUGCGUGUGACACGCGCACACAUGUCACACAUCUUACGGAUGCAAAACACACCGAAAGCAGGGGUGAUUGACCUUUUGGGUUAGCGACUGUACUGUUCAGCAGAGACGUGAGAGAUACACACACUUUGGCUGAUAGGAGAAUCACAUAAGCUAACGUGAUGCUGUAGAUAGAAGAAGCCUAGAGAACGGUGUAGAUACUAGAUAGAAGAAAGAACCAUGACAUCUGUCCACCCCUCUUGCCAGGCGCUUGGCAGUUAAUGCCCUCCUGACAUAUGAAUGUAUGCCUUCUUGUAUGUGCACAAUAUGUCAGUCUUCUUAUCUGUACAUUCUAUGAAACAAAGUCUAUAUACAUAUACGGCUCCUCACCGAUAGAUGAUUCCGUUCUGAAGGUAGGGCCAUGCAUGCCUUCCAUCUACCCAUCCAUGGAUAGAUAGAUCACAGAUGGAUGUUUAAUAUCCAUACACAUACGCGAGUGUCUCUGUGUUCCUUUGACACACACAGACAUAAACAUGUAUACAUGAAGAGAGUGACACACGUGUGUUGGUUCAACGAGGACAGCGUCACAGCGGUCCUGCUGGGGAUGCGUUCCCUGGAAAAGUAGCCAGCACUUCUCCAGCGUCAGCGAAAAGAAAGAGGGAUGGUUUUGCUGCAGCCGGGCACGAGUGCAACAGAGCAAGCAGGUACAUAAAUAGAUCAUGUGAUAUAGAGAUGCAACAGACCUGGUGACAUGCAGGGAGGGAGAUGACACAAGGCGAGGGCGCCAAAAAAUAUCACACGAUGCAUGAGUGAUGGUUUCGCUGCCGCCGGCACUGGUGGAAUAAAAGGUACCCGAAUCACCGAUACAUAAACAGAUCAUAUGAGAUCAGUCAGAUAUGGAACAGACCAGGUGGUGUACAGGAUGGGAGAUAAACAAGCGUAGAGGGCAUCGAAUAUGACAUGAUGCCAGAUGACCAAGCAGAUUGAAGUGCAUACUAGAUGUGAGACGAAUGAGAGAAGAUGACAGCAGUUAAGAGUGGUUGCUUGUUCUCUCUGCCGGUGUGUGCUCCUCGAUCAUUUUCCUGUUUUGGAAAUAAUAACUGAAGCGUUGCUUCAGAAUUGGUAAUGCACCUGGACAUUGGUACUGUCGAGAUUCAAUUGCCUCUGCGGUUCGGUUAGCGACGGCAGUGGGGCUGCCACUUGCCCGGCGUUCUCCAUGUGUGGGUGUGGAAUUGUCGACAACACAAAAUGCUUUCGGCAUGCACUCCGAAAGACGAGGACACGUCUUCAGGAGGCAAGGUUCAGUGGUAGCCAAUCGACAGCCAGGGGGCUCCCUCACUCUUGUGGUAUCGCGGAUGACCUAAUGAUGAGACAGCGCUGGUUAUAUUGUAGACAGUGAUGUUUGUGACUCGAGGGCAGAAAGCACUGAAGAGAGAGAGAGAGAGAGAGAGAGAGAGAGAGAGAGAGAGAGAGAGAGAGAGAGAGAGAGAGAGAGAGAGAGAGAGAGAGAGAGAGCACGGGUUUCUGGCAAUCACAAGCGUCAUGAACUGUCCCUUUCCUGAGGAUUGCCUUCAUGGUGGUCCUCCUCGCAUGGACUUCAUCAAGGAGACGGAGCACCUACCUGUUCAAGAUUGCAUCCUGAGGUUCAUUGGACGGGUUUCUGGAAGUCGG
Molecule: messenger RNA, 5776 nt
Organism: Chara braunii
Lineage: Eukaryota; Viridiplantae; Streptophyta; Charophyceae; Charales; Characeae
Source: the annotation of a GenBank genome assembly